Molecule: messenger RNA, 1131 nt
Organism: Parnassius mnemosyne (clouded apollo)
Lineage: Eukaryota; Metazoa; Arthropoda; Insecta; Lepidoptera; Papilionidae
Source: the annotation of a GenBank genome assembly
AUGAAUUACGUGACAAAGCAGUCGCGGUCCGAUAUGAGACGCACACUUGUUCAUCUUUUGUCACUGACCUUAAUAUACAGUUGUCGUGGAAUUCAAGCUGAGGAUUCGGAAACAUAUUUAAGCCGCUUUAUUGCAGACUUAUGGCUAGAAGGAGCUGAUAUUUUGAAAAUAAUUUGGCGGGAUUGCUCUAAAAAGUUAUUGGACGUGAAGGGUAUUAUUGACCGCAAGGAACACUUUCCUAAGUUCAUUGGAUGCAUGAAAAUAAAGACUUUACAAGCUCUUGAUCGAUCUCUUAGUUCAGAUGUUGUACCAAUAUCGGAUGGAAUCAACUUAGUGCGAUUUGAGCUGGUUGAUGGAUCUGGCAAUGCAUUACCUAUUAAUAGUUCCAGCACAUGGACGGAAAAAGAACUAGAUGAAGGAGAAUGGAAAAUUCUUGCCUUGCGCCGUAUAGCAAAAGUACUUCGGACUCACGUAAUAAAAUUUGAUUUUGAAGACACAAAAAUCGUUGAUACAGUUGAAUCUCGUGGACGUCGGCGUCACCAUAUGAUGACAAUGAUGAUGUUCGGUAUCGUGUCAAUCGGUAUGGUGUUGAUUCCAAUGGGUUUUCAAUUCCUCGCAGUACUCGGAGGAAAAGCUCUACUUUUAGCCAAAAUGGCACUUAUACUUGCUUCUAUACAAGGACUUAAAAAAAUUGCUCCUACUCCGCUGAACUACGGAAUUUAUCAUCCUUACCCUUACGAUCACUUCGAAAAAAGAAGCAUUCAUAAUUUGAAAUCACCAGAUAUUUCGCCACAAACCACAUUACCAUCAAUGACAAUUUAUAGACCAGGGCCGAACUCUGAUAUGAUAAAAACAAAAUUGAAUAGAGUACAAGUUAAAACAAAUGAAGAAAACCUGAAAGAGUCAGUAAAUUCUAAUUCAGAAAUAUCCGAAGAAUCAAGGAAGAACUCUGAGGCCAGAAUUUUCCCAGUUUACCCCGGACCUUCAACUUCGGAAUUAACUGUUAUUGAUGCACCGAUUUCUUUCGCAGACUUGGCAACGAGACCAGGAGAGGUCCAAGCGGAUUACACUUUAGAUUUGCCGUAUAAUAGAUUUCGCUUUCAAAGUCCCACUACUAUCGUUUCAUCUUGA